Messenger RNA from Anopheles nili, 2264 nucleotides. RefSeq names its product anaphase-promoting complex subunit 5 (gene ida). Gene Ontology annotation, cellular component: anaphase-promoting complex. Gene Ontology annotation, molecular function: protein binding. The transcript has a single exon. The record is from RefSeq and is a predicted model, not a curated record. Gene Ontology annotation, biological process: anaphase-promoting complex-dependent catabolic process; protein K11-linked ubiquitination; positive regulation of mitotic metaphase/anaphase transition. The coding region runs from base 1 to 2241 and encodes 746 amino acids. NCBI's taxonomy places the organism in Eukaryota, Metazoa, Arthropoda, Insecta, Diptera, Culicidae.
AUGAGCAAAAAAGAGUCCGAAAAUGUUUGUUUCUGGCUGUCGAACCAACGUUCCGGAAAAAUGGAUGCACUUACACCGCACAAACUAAUCGUAGUGUUUCUUAUCCAGGAAUACUUUCGGUUAAAGAAGCUUGUUGCGGAUUCACAGUUACCAGACUCUUGUCUACACAUCGAAGUUAGCAAUAGCGAUCGAAAGCGCUUUUAUAUGCUCUUACUAAAAUUGAUCCAAUACCCCGAUCUUCCGUACAAAAAUCUUUAUGGUUUGUUAUUGUCCCCGGUGUACGGAUUACACCCGGUGCACUUUGAAGAAUUCAAAAAACUGAUGAUGUUGCUGAAAUCAGUCGGUAUCAACGUGAUAUUUGACAUGUACAACGAAAUCGACAGGCUUAUUAUAGACAAUUCAACCAGCUUCCAGAUCGCUAUUGUCGGCUUGUACCUACGCAAGGUUUUCGUUACGCUGGAUCGAAUGAAUUUUCAAGAAAUGAAGGAUCUACAUCUCGCCACCGUCGCCUACUACGACAAGGGCAUGCAGGACAUUUGCCGUGACUCGUGUCCUGAAACGAACUAUGACUGUGAAAGCUUUAUGCAUGCGUAUAACCAGUACGCCCCAAUCGAACCCGCUGAUCAUGGUAUUCACUCGGUAAAGUGGUCCGUCAAACAGUCGGAACUGUUUAUUGCCCAGCAGAGUGCAUUGCUGAAGGAGAAUGAAGCGAAAGCUUUAUCGCCAAAAGAGCUACAGAAAAGGCUAAACGAAAUUAUCCAUGACAGGCCGCAUUGCGCACAGGCAUACUUCCUAAGCUACAUGAAUAAUUUGCGUGUUCGCGAUUUAUAUGGCUCGAUUGAUGCACUCCAUCGUGCAUUCGAUCGUACGGCGUCGGGAAAUUUAGGUUCAUCGUCAUCAGAAACCAAGGACUAUCACUACUCGAGCCUCAACCUAGCUAUCCUGCACGCCGAAUUCAGCCACGUCAAAAAAGCAUUAGCCUGCCUCCGUGAAUGCAUCAUGCUCGCACAGGAGAAUGGCGAUGCCACGUGUUUGCAGUUGGCACAUGCCUGGCUAUCGCACCUCGACGAGCAUUGCAUUCCGUUGCCGGAUAAAAACAUCGGUGCGAGUCUAUUUCACGCCACCUCACUGCGCAUUUUGUCCCAACUCAGACAAGCAUCGUUCGAUGGUGAGGUUCCUUCAAAACUAUUUGCUCUGUUAAUGCUGAACGAUCUACUCAAUUGUCAGCGAUCGAUGAUGGAUCUAGUGGCAACUGGCAUCGCCGAGCGUACGGCCCUCUGGACUGUGUACGGUAAACACGAGCAAGCUUCCUUGUGCGCCCAGACACUACUAAAUAUCAACCUCAAGUCGCUUGAUAAGACUUACAAUGGAAAUGGCAUGUGCCAGGUGCUGUGCUCUCUGAUCGUGCAUUUGGCACAUUUGGGCGAUUUCGGCCAUGCCCUGGUUGCCUUACACCACGCAAAGGAGCGAUUUCCACGGUAUCCGCAGUCGCGCGACUGGCUUAUAACAGAUCAUUAUGUUUCCACUGUUCGUGCCAUUUAUAGAGGACGGUGGACCGAAGCUACCAGUGAAUGUGAACGGCUAUAUUCAUUCGAUCAGAAAUUGGCAACGCUGCUAUUCGCUCAGAUCGCUCUUGCCAAGCUGGACAUCGCUACGGCUGAGCAAUUCACCCAACGGCUGCUAAUGCAGGAUACGCUUGUGCCACUAAUUCGUGUGCGGGCGAUGAUUCUGGCAGCGAACGUGUACCUUUGCACCGGACAGUCAAGAGCAUUCCAUCUCCUUAACCAAGCACAAAUAUACGCCCGAACAUUUCACCUGGAAUAUGAGGAGGCGCUUAUCGAGCUACAUAUCGCUUACUUUUUGUUAGUCCCAAUGGGCGCACCCAGACAAGCUCUCAAAUCGCUCAAGGCUGCCCUCGAAACCAUCUUGGCGAAUGGCCCAAUCUACGAUAAGGCUCGGGCGCUCUUUCUAUUCGCACGAGCGCAAGUAGCGACUGAGAAGGAUUCCCCAAACCAUGUGCGACUUCAGAAGCUGGCAACAGUUUUACCCAUGCUUGAGGAAGCAAUCGAAAUGUUCGAAAAACUUGAAUGCUACAGCAAGGCCAAAGAUGUGUAUAUAUAUCUGGCGAAAACUUAUCACAAUCUGGAUGCAAUUGAAGAACGCAAUCGUUGGUCAUAUCGCUAUCGCCUGCUCGAAGAGCAGUAUCCCACUGAGCGACAGUAUUUGAACGUAUUCGUGUGAGAGAAAAUAGAUUGUUUUACCUU